Molecule: messenger RNA, 4209 nt
Organism: Nicrophorus vespilloides
Lineage: Eukaryota; Metazoa; Arthropoda; Insecta; Coleoptera; Silphidae
Product: sodium/hydrogen exchanger 10-like
Exons: 12
Coding region: 1-4209 (1402 amino acids)
Biological process (GO): proton transmembrane transport
Cellular component (GO): membrane
Molecular function (GO): sodium:proton antiporter activity
Source: RefSeq, a predicted model, not a curated record
AUGAGUGGGGUAGUGGAUAUGCCCUUCGGGUUUCCCAUCCUUGGGAUAGCCGUGGUCGUCGGUGUGAUGAGAACUCCGCUAUCCAAGAUUUACAUUCCUCAUCAGCUGAUCAUCAUCCUCGUUGCGUGCACUUUAUCCAAUCUUCAGCAUUACCACAUCGUGGCGGAUAUAUGGACGAUCGACGUGGACGCGGAUACCUGGAUCAACAUAGUGAGCCCGAUAAUAGUCCUGAAGAUCACUUACACGAUGGACAACUAUUUGUUCUUGAGAUCUCUACCGCAGAUCUUGAUAAUAUCGACGAUAGGAUUCUCUAUAAGCACUGCGCUCUGUGGAACUUUAACUUCGCUGCUCUUGAAGAACACAAUUUCCGUGUACAGCGUCAUCCUGGCCGGAGUUGUCUUAAGCGUCGUCGAUAUGCCGGACAGCAUCUUCUCCUACGAAACGAUCCGUCAGACCGGAGUGUUCAUGGGCGGCGAUUGCAUAAUCGGUUUAACAAUAGCCACGUCCACGUUGCAGCUGUUGAUCGGCAUCAAAUCACUGAUUAUAACUGAAUGGUAUCAUAUUGUUAUGAUUCUGAUAAGGCACAUUCUCUGCGGAGGAGUUGUUGGGUAUAUAAACGGAAAGGUGAUGGCCUAUCUCAUAACGGGGAUUUACAAUGAUUCGUACCUUUUGGUGAGCGCCAUGCUUGGAAGCUCUUACGUUACGUUCAUGUUCUGCGAAGUGGUUCUUUUCUGCUCGGGAAGUUUCGCCACUUUCAUACUGGUGAUGUUCAUGAGCAGAGAAAGGGCGAGACUCAGCGGACACACUGAUGAUGGUGUGGUGCAAUUCUUGGAUUCCCUCUACGAUAUCAUCGAGAUCAUCAUCGGCGUAGUCAUCGUAACUUAUUUCACCAUUCACUUGAUGGAGCACGCUUCUAUAUGGUUGCUGGCCUUAUCCUUCGGCGUCUUCAUCAUAAUCACGACGUGCAGAUUUAUGGUCUUGCUGAUACUAUCCCCAGUAUUGAGCAGAAUCGGCUACGGCUUCACUUUCUCGACGAUGUUCUGCUUGUACUGGGGCGCUCGCAGAUAUUUAAUCCAACUGAUGAUCAUCUACUUCAUCAACGACUAUAAUCUCGAUAAACACGUCGAAGCGUACAUCUGCUUCACGGUGACCUGCUGCGCUCUAACUCUUCUCCUUAAUGUUACGACUUUGAAGAUAUUCUUGAUUAAAAUGAAGCUCAUGGAUCUCUCCAAUUCGAAGAAGAGGAACAUCCAGAACUGCAUCAAGUAUCUGUUCAAUACGCGCACGAGGAUUCUCUCGAUCAUGAAGAUGAACAGGAUAUUUUCCGAUGCGAACUGGCCGAUGAUUCAGGAGAGGACGAAACUUUUAGGCACUGUAGUUAAAUUCGAGGAUUCGACCGAAGGAGGAAACGUGAUGAUGAUCGGACAGCGGCAAUCUCAGUGCCCCUCGUGCCAUAAAACAGUUAUGAUCCAACCGACGAAGAAGGAAUUGGUGAAGAUGAAAGCCGAAGUGAAUUUGCGAAUCCUGAAGACGGAGAAGAUAUCUUAUAUCAGACAAUACGAGGACGGUUUACUCAAUAAAGAGGGAGUGCGUGUGCUGAUGCAAGCAGUCGAAAUGGCCUCGGAUUCUGCCGACUUGUACAUAAAAUUGGACGAGCUUUUCAUUAUAUUCAAAGAAAAAAGCUUCUUCGAACGUACCAAGAUGGCGUUUUUACAUUUGUGCAAUACGGAGAUUCCCAUGAAAGUGCCCCGGCAAUUCGUGAGAAGUCAAUGCUAUCGCAUCAUGAUGCACCGUGUCUUCGAUAUCCUCGUAUACAUCGUCACCAUGCUUUUCUGCAUCGUCGUCCUAUUCCAGAUCUUCUUCAGGGAUCAGAAAACCUCAUUAUUUAUGACCCUGGUCAUAAUAGAACACUUCUUCUUCAUCUUCUACGUGGUCGAGUUUGAGAUAAAGUUGCUUGCAUAUUCGCACACGUCCAAACUGCAAGGAUUCAGAAGUUACAUGAGGUGUCGUUGGAAUCAGGUGGAUUUCAUUGCUCUGGUUAUCAAUAGUUUGGAUUGGUUCUACUCGUACAUCAAGUAUUUGAAUUACACGGAGGACGAGGUGUGGCACAUAAUCAGCGAGUAUUUUCGUUACGCCGAGGCCAUACGUCUCAUUAAGAUGCUGAAGGUGUUUCAAAAGCUUUACCCAAAAUUCUUGUCGUACUGCGACAAGAAAAUCGACACCAAAGUUUCGUACGCUUUUCGCAUCGGAAUGGCUUUGGUGGUGGCUUUCGAAGAAGUCAUCGAAAUGUUACCGUACAUUGCGGAUAACAAGGAGAUCAAGGACGAGCUCAUGUUCAAACUGAACAGUGACAGAUUGGCUAUAACGCAGCAAUUGGCUCUAAUACAGAAGGAUCGACCUUGGAUUACAAUCACUGUGAAAACUAAGCAGGCCGUAGCUUCCACUCUCAAGCAUAUGCAACGCGGAAUCAUGGAAUUGAAACAAUGCGGUAUCACCGACAAAUACGAGUUUAAUAAGCUGAAUGCAUCUCUGGAGGAACGUUUGAGUUGGGUGUGGAGAUUGAAAUCCCUUCAGAGUAUUCCUCCGAAGACGUUGUUUUACGAGAUUCCCUGGAUGGUGGAUGAAAUGUUUAUCGUUGAAUAUCUUUACGAGAAUGUUGCAACUAAGGUUUGGGAUGCUGGGGACGUUAUUUGUGAGAUUGGUGACGUCGCCGAAGGGGUUUUUAUUUUGGUUGCAGGAGUUUUGAAAGUAACUUAUGUUCCGAACACCGAGACCUUGGAGAAUAUGAGUAUAUUCGGGACUCUUCCGAUAAGAGAGAUUCUGAGCAACAAGAGAUUCAAUGAGACCCAAACAGAGUAUCUUAUGAUGGGGAAUAGCAUGGGAGAGUUGGCUGUGCUGACGGGACGUCCGUACAACUGCACUGUGGUCUCAGAUACACCCAGUCAAACGUUCUUCAUCCCUGCGCCGGUUCUGCUGGAAGCGAUCGAGAUGAGCAAAGAUCCUGUCGAUGGAUUGUCGCCUCGUUUGUGGAAGUAUAUAACUGUUAAUUUGGCAAAGAACGUUUUGAUGGAUACGCAUAUCUAUCAAUCGACGAGCAACGAGCAGUUGAGGACCAUUUUGGGAAGAGCUUUCGUGCCCAAUUUGGCUGCUUACAAGAUGUUCGUGUUGUCUGAGAUGAUCGAGGAUAUCAUACUGAUUGAAGGAUUGAUCGUGGAUUUCAAUACGAGGGAAAUAUACACGGCUCCCUUGUACAUCCCCAGGACGGUCAAUAAGAUUUUACUGCCGUCGAGCGAGUCGUUCAGCAUCGAAAACAUCACGAAGACCAUUCUGAUGAUUAUUCCUGAUAAAGAGGCGGACGAUUAUGAGCUUAUGGAGCGGAGCCAGGCGAUGUCUGAUUUGAUAGCGAACCCUCCGAAACAUUUGUUAGUCCAUGCUUCUGUGAAAAAUAAGACGAGGCAUAUUAAGAACAUGCUUUCGACCAAGAGGAAGCGAUUCGGUAGGAAGUCGAGCAGCAGCAGUCAGGGAAGUUCUCGAUCCUCGCGAUCGUUUAAAUCCCGAAUAUAUAGCAGGGGUCGCGCCAGUUCCGAGGUAUCGUCGGAACACUCCUCGAGUCACGGUAGUUCCUCACACGACACCUCGGACAAUGUGAUCAGCGACACGAGCAGUACGCAUUACGACGACGAGAGCGAAGGACACGUGGGUCAGUCCAUCUCUGAACCGACGUCUGUAGUGAAGAAGGGAAAACUGCCGUUACCCGAUGUCGAACAUCAAUCGAAGGAAAAUAUUGAGGUCGAGCGUGAUCACGUUCAAGAACAUGAGCAGGAUCGCGAUCAAGAACAUCACAACGAUAAUGAACAUGUUCGUGAUCAGGAUCAUGAUGUCGAUAAUCAGCAUUCGCAGAAGCCCAAAGAGAUUCAAAGGUUACCAGACAUCGUCGAAGACUUGAACGUAAUCUUCGAAAGCUCCACGGACGAGCGCAACAUGGUACCCAUCGAGAGCAAGCCGAACCAGGUGACCAGUUUCGAGGAUCUGUUCAAUCGUAGCGAAUAUCCGGUCACGAAGAAGGAGAUGAUGCGGAAGAUGUACGAGAACAAUCCGAAGGAGGCGAGGAAAAUGUUGAACAGAGCGCUGGCCUACCGGAAGGUGUUUCUGCAUUCGAAGGAGGGUUUGAAGGAUCACAAGUCGAAGCCACCGAGUAAAGAUCAUUGA